This is a messenger RNA of Brenthis ino (lesser marbled fritillary), 6984 nucleotides long. NCBI's taxonomy places the organism in Eukaryota, Metazoa, Arthropoda, Insecta, Lepidoptera, Nymphalidae. The record is from the annotation of a GenBank genome assembly.
AUGUCGUUUAUAACUAAAAGAGAACGUGUAUUUAACGAAUAUGAUCUAUUAGACAUACCGGCACGAAAUGAGGGUAAGUUGAAGGCGUACGCAUCAUGCACAGACGCGAGGGCGUGGUCGCAUUUCUGCUCAGAUAAAACUGAGCAUUUGGUGGAAGUCAUAAAAAGAAACAAUGAAACGGUUCGGCCGAAGUAUAUACCAACUGAAAUCAUCGUGAGCACUCUAAUGAUAUCCAAGAAUGCAGAGAUCGCUCGUCUCAAAAGGAAGAUAGAGGAAUUUGAACAAAUGCUAGCAGCGUACGACCAGUUAGAUCUUACAUGUGACCAAAAAUGUGAUAUUGCUAAUGCGCAUGCGGCAAUAAAGGCUGCAAACAAGGAACUCGAUGAAAUGGGUAUAGAUUCUGAAGCGUUUGAGACGGGCAAAUCAAGAGGCGAUGAGUGGAACGCCCACAAACAAUCAACUCCAAGAAUGGAAACUAAAAGCAAUCAAUUUGGAGCAUCUUGCACAUGUGAUGCAAGCACAUCUGCAUACGACACAAGGAUAGAUGAACUACAAGGAACAAUUAUUAGUAAAGAUGCAAAAUUGAGUGCGAUGCAAAAUACUAUUGCGGUUAUGGAAAAUGAUGUUUGUGAACCUUAUUGUGUAUAUGCUCAUAUUUACACAGCAUUGGAAAAAAUAUUUGGUACUUUAUGUCAAAAUGAAAAGUAUAAGGAAUAUUUAGAAUUACUAACUGCUGGCAAAGAUACUAGAGGAAUCGAUAUUAAAGGGAAAAUUCUUUUUAAAAUGAAAGUUUUAGAAAAGUUCAGCCUUGCUUUAAUCGCACCUUGUUCUGAAGACCAAUACAAUACACGCAAUGACUGCGCAUGUUAUCAUGCGGAAAUUGUAACUCAUGUCGAAACUACAUUUGCUUUAACGUCUGCUGAAAGCAAAACUCCGAACUUGGACAGUAAACGAGCACACCUUAUUGCUGAUAUAAUGCAAAAUGAAGACAUGAAAGAAAUUUUGAGCAAGGAAAGUCUAUCAACUAAAAUCGACGAUGACCAGUUAGAUGAAUGCUAUAUUAACAACACUUAUAAUAUAGAUGAAGAAAAUCUUAAACGUUUAAAGAAUUUACAAUCAAAUUACGAAGAUUUAUUAAACUGUUACGAUGAUUUGAAAUAUGAAAGAGAUUGCCUUAAUGCUCGUUGUCAAAAAUAUGACCAACUGGAAAAAGAAUGCGAGUGCCUGCAAAAUAAACUUCGAGAAUAUAAUGAGCUAUGGAAAGAAAAAGAAUAUUAUCGUAAUCGUUCCGAAGACCUUGAUAAUUUAAAAGAAAAGUUUUUAAUAUUAGCUCAUGAAACAAUGAGCAUAGAAACAAAAUUAAAAGCUGAGCAAGAAAUUAAUAAAGUUAAAUCAAAAACUAUCGAUGAAUUGAGAAAUGAUAACAUUAAACUUGAUAAUAAAUUAACAGAAGUUUCUUUAGUAUGUGAAAAGCAAAAAAAUAGUUUAAUCUGUAAAUUAAAAGAAAAGGAAUGUAAAAUAAUGUGCCAGGAACAACAAAUAAAAAGCUUAUCAAUUCAGAUUGACAAUCUUCUGGAUAAAGAUACUAACAAAAUAUCAACAAAGGAGGAUGAAUCACGGUCUCUGGUACUGAUUGAUGAAAUCGAAUCUCAAAAAGAACAAAUAAAAAAUUUAAAAGACGCUUUAUGCUGCAAUGAAGAAGAAAAACUUUAUUAUAAAGAAGAAUUUGAAAAACAGUUGGAAGUAAUAAAUCAACUCAAAUUUGAAAUCGAGGAUUGGAAAAGUAAAUAUGAAAAAGAGAUGCAAAAUAAUAAUUACUUAAAAAAUUAUUUAGAAGAAUAUCAGAUGGAGUUAAAUAAUAUUCAAAGAAAUAAUAAGAUAUUAAGCACAGAAUUAGAACAUAAAGUAAGUGCUAUUGAAAAUUUAAAUGAUAUUAUACAUAAUAAAUCUCAAAAGAUAAAUAAUUUGAUUGAUGAAAUUGAUCAGAAAGAGGAGGAAAAUAAAUCUUUACUAAAUGAAAUAAAAAGUAUAAGGGGUAGUUUUGAUCAAAGUUUAAAUUUAUUUAAAAAUGAAAAGAAAGCAGCUGUUGAUUCUAUUCGCUCUGUUCGACGAGAGAGCCUAGAAAUACUUCAAAGCACCCAAAAUUACACAGAUAUAAAAGAAGAUAUUAGUAGCCAAAACCUUUCCAAAGAUAUUAAUAAAACAGAAGAUUCUGAUAUUUUAAAAGAAAUUCAAUUAUUACGAGAGAUUAAUCUCGAAAAUAUUGAUAUCCUGCGUCGUGAAAAUAUAGAAAUUAAAAAAUCAUUUGAUCUAGCUCAAAAACAAAGCGAAGUAUUAAAAAUAAAUGCGAUAAAUCAAGAAGAAUUACUUAAAAAAUUUGAGCAACUAUCACAAUCCCAUGAUAGUCUUGUACGUGAAAAAGCUAUACUUCAGCAUGACUUAAAUAACAAGACUAAUGAAGCAAAUAAAUUAUUACAUGCUUUUGAACUAACGAAUAAAAAGAGCGAAAAUUUAAUGGAUCGUUUACAGGAGUCAGAAAAUUUACAAAAGGAGUAUCUGAAACUAAGCGUAUCUUAUCAGAAAUUAAAAGAAGAGAGAAAUGAUUUGCAAAAAAAGAACUUAAGAUUAGAAGAAGUAUUCGAAGAAUUAAACGAAUCUCAAAAAAUCAUAAAAGAACAAAACCAACGCUUGCAUUCGAAAGAGCAGCAAGUUAGCGACUUAGAAAAAACGCUAUUAGAUUUACAUCAAAAAUAUGAUCAAAUACAAAAUGAAAAAAAUAUCUUACAAAGAGAAUAUGAUGAAAAGUAUAAAGAAUUAAGGAAAAUAUGCAGCGACUUAAAUAAUAAAGUUGAAGAAAAUCAAAAUUUAACUUAUAAUUUCAAUAUCCUUAAAAGUCAAAAAACUACAGUGGCCAAUAAUUUAGAAACGUUACGAAGAGAAAAUUUUAGUAUGCAAUCAGAUUUGGCCGUUACUAAAAAGGAAAGUAAAGAAUUGAUAGAUCGCCUAAAAUACUAUGAAAAUUUAGAAAGUGAGUAUUAUCAUUUAGAAGAAGCUCAUCGUCAAAUCAAUUUAGAUAAUGAAAGAUUACAACAAGAGAUAGAGUUGAAGUUGGAAAAUUUAAAGAAAUUAGAACAGGAUAAUAAUAACUUAAAUAUACAAAAUAAAAAUCUUAUAAUCCACAAUAACGACUUAGAAGAAGCUCUUAUACGUGCAAGAAAUGAAUGUGUAAAAUCUGACUCAGUAACAAUUUCUUACGAAAAUAUCAAAGCUGAAAUUGACAUUUUAAAAUCGGAAAAAAUGUCUAGUCAUAAAAAAAUUUAUGAUUUACAGGACAAAAUAGAUGAAUUGGAAUAUCAUAUACAUGACCUAAAUGAGGGUAUAAUAGCUAGAGAUAAAAAAAUAACGACUUUAGAAAACUAUAUCAACAAUUUGAAAGACGAAAUAAGAAAACUUCAGAAUAAUUUAAAUGAAGUUGUAGAAUCUGGAGAGGAAAUGAGAAAGCUCAGUUAUGAAAAAAUGGACCAAACUCAGAAAAUGCUAGAGGCUCAUCAUUCUAAAGCAACUCAUAACAUGAAAAUGGAAGUAGCUAAAUUAAAAAAUGAAAAAAUUGUGCUCGAAGAACAACUUUCUAUAUCGAAAUUAAUAACACAUGACUCAAGUAACGAGAAACAUAUUUAUAUAUCUCAAAUAAAUAAGCUCAAUGAAGAAAGAAAUAGAAUUGUCUCAGAUAUUAUACAGUUAGAAUUACAAAUUUUUGAAGAAAGCGACUUAAAUCCAAGUAACAGUUCAACUGAAAAAGUUAUUGAAACAUUACAAAAAAUAGGUAAACAUGUUUAUAAAAAUAUGUCCUUGGAAAAAAUUUUACUAAGCGUACAAAGCUCAUACCAAAUACUUAAAUCAAAAGCAGAUGAAGCUAAAAAUAUUGCAGAGCGAGAAAGACAAAAAAUAAUUGAUGAAAAAGAGGAAAUGCAAAAAGAAAGAAAAAUUAUUGAAAAACAAUUACAAAUCUUCAAAAACAAGUUAGAGGAAAAUAAAGCUGUCUAUGAAAAUAAUAUUCGGGAUUUGGAAGGGGAAAUGUUUAACCAAACACUUCUAUCCGAUAAAAUGAAACAGACGCAGGAAAAUGAAAUAUUAAAGCUAAAAAAUGAUAAAUUGUCCCUGCAACAAUUACAUGAGAAUACUUUAGUUCAGUUGAAAGAUAUACAAGAUAAGCUUAACAAUGAACGCAAGGAAAAUAGUAUGCAACAAAAAGCUAUCGAACAAGCAACAUUAGAUGUAAAAGAAAAAGACAAACAGAUUUUAUCUCUUCAAAUACUAAUUAAAAAUUUGGAAAACAAACCAAGAAAAGAUUAUGGAAUGCAAACUUAUUUGGAAACAAUUAAAGACGUUGCGACUGAAACCGAUAAUGAAAAACUAGAAAAGACCAUUAUUUCUGUCAAAAGCUAUGACAACUUCGAAAUUACCCCAAAAGCUAGUGUCCAUUCGGAUAUAAAAACAGAAAAAAAAGAAUACAAAAACCUUAAUAUUGGUUUGAUAAAAUUUAUUUAUUCUAAUUAUAAAUCGAAAAGGUUGAGCCCUGGAAAACUCGAGCAUUAUUCCAUUGAUGGUAUCAACUUAUUAGAAAAGAAUAUUAAAGAAGUUUCAACUAAUACAUUAGAGUCUCCACCUUUUCAAAAGUCAAAUCACUCGUCUUUGGCUACAAACAGUAGUGUCGUUAAUAUUUAUAAUACAAACAAAUUUAUAGACUCGACUAAAAAUACUAAUGACAGUGAUAAUUAUGAUAGUGCCAAUAAAGCAGAAAGUAUAAAGUCAAGCCUUAUUACAGGCUUGAUCUUAAGCAAUGAUGUUUUUAACAGUAAAAAUGAGUUUGAUAAUAAUACAACUAGUGACAAAUCACCUGAACCGGCAGAUAACGACAUGUUUAUGAUUUAUAAAGACAGUCAAACUACGUCUGAUAAUCGAACUCAUGCUGAAAAUGGGCUUUGGCCACAAAAAGGUUACACUAACGUUAUUGUUGAGAGAACUACCAUUCAUACCAAUAAAAUAUAUCCGUUUUACACAAAAACAAACGAAACAUCAAAUGAAAUUCAAAAAGAAGACGAUAGUCUUGAAAGUAAUAACCACAUUAGCGAUGAUGAUAGUUUAAAGCCAAAGCUUAACAUUAAUUUACCAAGAGUAUAUACAGAUAAUAUUUCAACUGUAGCAAUAUCGGAGGAUGAUAGAAAUUCUUUAGACUCAUAUACUCGUGAUAUUUACGUCUCACCAAAGCGAAGAGUUCAUUCCGACACAAAUAUAAGUAUUGAAACUUCUAAAACCAAAAGAAUCAAUAUAAUUUCUACAAUCAAUAGCCUUCAUAAUGGCGCUAAAAAGGAAAUCAAUCUUAAUAGACAAGUUACACCCACUAUUCAAAAUAUAGAAAAAGAAUCGCAGCUUAAUAUAUCUGAUAAAAUUAAAACGAAUUCUAAAGACACAAAUGUCAUUCGAGGAACCACAACUAAAACUCGCAUAAUAAAAACCGAGUCAUUACUGACAGACGAAAGCGAUGAUUAUUCAAAACUUUCUCGAAUAAAUGCAACAUCUAAACUUUUAUCAAAAGAAAGUUCUGAUUUGUUAUCGCCAGAUGAAACUAUGAAAGAUAAUAAUGCAUUGAAACGUAAUUCCAAUAAUACGGGAAACAUACACGUCUUGCAAAUUAGCAAAAACUCAGAUUCUAAUAAAGAAUUUCAUAAAAGUCAGAGCGACGAUACAAUUUAUAUAAGCAAUCAAAUGAAUAAAUUUAAAGAGUCAGAUCUUCUUAAACAUUUUUCUACUGAAUACAUUACUGUACCUUGUAUUCCGAAGCAAACCAAAUCACUAAUAGAUCGCGCAGUGUCUGUGAAACUGGACAGAACAGAGGAGUAUAAAAAUCAAAUUCAGCAACUAAAUAAAGCAUUGGAAAAUUUAGAAAGAGACUAUAAGAACAAAAUAGAUGCUAUUAAAGUUCAAUACGAUAGUCACAUUAAGCGGAUCAUAAAUAAACAUAAUCAAGGAGUAGAAAGUAUUCAAUGUCUUCAUGAAGAAAGGCUGUAUGAUAUAAUAAAGUCUCAUGAAAUUGAAAUCGAAAGUCUUCGGACGAUGGGCAUUGAGGCUUUACGGAAAGUGGAAAGAUUAGAAAACGAAAAUCACUAUCUCAAAUCUAAACUUCGUAGCCAAGAUACAAAUUUAGAUGAGGUUCCCGUUAAAAUUCCAACGCCAGAAGUUAAGAGAAAGAGAGUUAAAUGCCGCUUAGAUGAUAAAACGCUAACAAAAACAGGUGUAGUGAUUUCUAAUCUACCAAAACGCAGGUCACAAGGGCCUUGCACUUGUACCAUCGAUUUCAAUGUAUCUGAUACAAUACAUCAUAUGUUCGACCAAGUCGACAUAGAACAGAGGAAAAUGUCUGAACAAACUUAUUUGAAAUACAUAGCAAACAAAAUAUUAAGUGGGAAUGUUGAAGUAUUAGAUGCCCAAGAGUUAUCAUUUUUGCAUCUCAAAGUAUGUCGUCAAUGGAAGAUGAGGUUAAACAAAGAAGAAACUCUACAAAAAAGAAUAGAGUCACUAGAAUCUGAACUAAUCAAUAAACAACGACAAACGCAUCAACAUAUGGCAGAAUUAGAUCGCAAAGUGGCAGAAGAAUGGCAACGAUUGCAGGAAGUGCGUGAAGCUGUUUGUUGUUCACCUAAAAAAAGUGACGAAAAUAUAUUAAAACCGAUUCUUAUGCCAACACUAUCUGACAAAGACAUUGCCGAUGUGAAUUCUGUCAGUUGUAACAUUGCCUUUGGUGAGAGACCUGGACGUAGUUUAGAAGUCGAGGCGCCAAACAUUCAGAAGCCUAAACGAGUACGAGAAAGCAAUAGGGCAGUUUUGGCAAAAAUGAAUGUCGACGAGCGAAAACAGAAAACCCCUUACAACGAAGAAACCCCAACUAGACUAAAGCGUUUCCACGAUCGACGCUUACAUAGGAAA